Morone saxatilis (striped sea-bass) is the source of this 3516-nucleotide messenger RNA. RefSeq names its product desmocollin 2 like (gene dsc2l). The record is from RefSeq and is a predicted model, not a curated record. The transcript is spliced from 16 exons. The coding region runs from base 304 to 2997 and encodes 897 amino acids. Gene Ontology annotation, biological process: adherens junction organization; brain development; calcium-dependent cell-cell adhesion. Gene Ontology annotation, molecular function: cadherin binding; calcium ion binding. NCBI's taxonomy places the organism in Eukaryota, Metazoa, Chordata, Actinopteri, Moronidae. Gene Ontology annotation, cellular component: catenin complex; plasma membrane; presynaptic active zone membrane.
UUCGGGGAGUUGUCCUGUAGGAGUUCAGCGGAAUAUUAAGCCCUUGCUGCCUGAAGGUGCCUCGCCUGCUGAUCCUACCAGGGAGGCUCGCAGUCUGGGUGUGUCCGUCUGUCAAGGUGUGUCCGUCUGUUGAGUCACUGUCGGUAGCGACAGAUAUCCGAGCGAAGUGUGGGAAUAGACGACUUUCUUCUUUUGAGCUUUUAACUGAGACGUUAAUACAUCAUCUGUCACUUUCCUGUCGGUGACCGUCCAGCUUCCUCCUUACAGACCGGGACGAAGGUUUAUCGAGCAGUUUUCGUAAAAAUGGCGAAUGUUUUAAUUUUCAACAUCUGCCUUCUGCUGAUCCUGUCCCGUGUGGAGUCCUGUUUUAUCCCGAAGUCUAUACAUGUACAAGUGCCCCAAACAAUUCAGGCUGGAUACCAUAUCACAAGAGUCGCCGACUGUGACACCAAAUCAAUGCACCUAACAUCGAAGGACCCGAGUUUCAUAGUAGAACCUAAUGGAGAAAUAGUAGCUUUGACUGCUGUGUCAGUGGCAAGUACAGGGCGGACAUUUUCUGUGUGGGCUCAGGACAACAGUGGGUUGGGAAGUGAGAUGGAAGUUCACCUUGUCCGCAGCACAGUGCAGGAAAGAAAGCAGACAGGCCAAGGCUUCCUGAAGCGCUCCAAGAGACGUUGGAGUCCUCCACCCUUCAACAUAUUGGAGAAUGAUAAGGGGCUCUUUCCAAAAAACAUUGAAAAGAUUGUAUCAGAUUCGGCAUCCACACGUAAGGUGUACUACACCUUUAGUGGACCUGGUUACGAUAAGCAUCCAGUGGGAGUGUUCGAUCUUGACCGGAACACUGGGAUGUUAAGCGUGAACAAGCCAGUCGAUCGUGAGGAGUUCCCGUCAUUUACACUAACCACUAACGUUCACGACUUUUACACAAAUGAGCUGACAGACUUACCUUUGCCCAUCACCAUAAUCGUUGACGAUGUGAAUGACAACGCUCCGACAUUUACAGACCGGCUGCAGUUCUCUGUGCUCGAGCGCUGCAAAGCAGGUACAGUUGUGGGGAUGGUGAAUGCUACAGACAGAGACGAAGAAAAAACCCUCCACGUCAAGAUCAAAUAUAGUCUGCUGGACGGAUUAGACCUGUUUUCCAUCCACCCAGAGACAGGCGUCAUCACCACAGUAACGAACAGCCUGGACAGAGAGGUAAAAGACAAGCAUAUGGUGACAGUACAAAUCAAAGAUAUGGACGGUGCAAACAAUGGUCUGUUCAACACAGGAACAGCAACCAUUACUCUGGCUGACAUCAAUGACAACCCACCGACUUUCACAAAACCGACUUAUGGGGUCACUGUCGCUGAAAAUGAAAAUGAAAAACUUAUCCUUCGAAUUCCCGUUGAAGAUAAGGAUUUAAUCAACACACCAAACUGGAUUUCUAAAUUCGUCAUCACGAAAGGAAAUGAAAAUGGCAAUUUCAGAAUGGCUACUGACCCCAAAACAAACGAGGGGCUUCUGUAUGUCUCGAAGGCCUUGGAUUAUGAGCAGAACCAAAACAUAAAGCUUCAGAUUGAGGCACGUAAUGAAGCUGAGCUGAGUAACACCAAUGCCCAGUGGCAGUCCAUCCCUGUGGAUGUCGCUGUCACCAAUGUUGAUGAGGGUCCACAAUUCACAGCUCCUACCGUGCGAUUCCCUGUCAAAGAGAACGUACCAAACGGCACACUGAUAGGAAUUUACAGAGCUGUAGAUCCCGAGACCAAGAGCAGUGACGGCAUCAUGUAUUACAAGGUCACAGACCCAGCCUCCUGGAUCAAUGUCGACAGAAAUACCGGAGAGCUGAAGGUUGCAAACACAAUUGACAGAGAGUCAUCGUUCGCCCAGAAUGGAACGUACAUCAUAACCAUGAAAGCUGUUGAUGCUAGCUCCAAGACAGGCACAGGAACAGUCAUCCUUGUGGUGGAGGAUGAAAACGACAACAAGCCAACACUCCCUAGCAAGAUUGUGUUGUGUGAGAAGGAAGGAGAGCUUGGUUCUGUGCUGGUUGAGGCUGAAGACAACGACCAGCCUCCAUUUUCUUCCCCCUUCAGGUUUAGUUUGCCACCUGAUAAUGAUGGCAAAUGGUCUUUGAAACCUUUCAAUGACACAGCAGCUACGUUGCAGCAGCUCAAAGAGCUUCCUACGGGGUUACACGAAGUUUCCAUCGAUGUUAAAGAUCUGCAGGGCAAUGGUGGCAUACAGAAGACGAACAUAAAGAUUUGCCAGUGCAGAAAUGGCGCCUGCUUGAGCAAGGACAAGGCUGUGUCAUUAGGGGGACUGGCUUUACUGGCCAUGCUGUUGCCGCUGGCCCUCCUCCUACUGCUCUGCCUACUGCUUGCCUUUUUCUGUAUAACAAAAGGAGACAAGCUUGAAAUUGAUGAUGCAGGAGACAGUGGUGGAAUCCUGCUCAAAUCAAACACUGAGGCCCCAGGGGAAGAAGUGGAUUCAAGUCUCAUCAAUGUUCCCACUAUGUUGGUUGACCAAGCAGUGAAGGGCUCAGUGAAGGGUUCUGGGCUGAACGCAGGAUGGCUGGGGAAAAAGAGCUCCAGCACAAUCGGAGUCAAUAGCACACAAGAGAAUGGGAUUUAUAAGUCCGGUGUUGUCACAGACGAUAUGCAACAGUUCUAUUCGAGCCAGUAUGAUAGCCAGUAUGGUGCUCAACAGUUUAAUGGAGGCCAUCUUGUUGGUAGCGGUAUGGACUUCCACCAUCAGUACCUCAUUCAGGACUCAGCUCUCCUUCAGAACUGGCAAACAAAUGGCCGCUAUCUGGACCAGAAGCUGACCUUGCUCGGAUCAGAGGGGGACGGACGGUAUGCCGACGACAUCAUCCACGCCUACGGGUUUGAGGGGGUAGGCUCCGUGGCUGGCUCCAUCGGAUGCUGCAGCGAAUAUGACGACAAGGAGAACCUUGACUUCCUGAACACACUCGGACCGAAGUUCAACACCCUGGCAGAUGUCUGCAAAAGCACAUGAACAAUGAAGUUUAAAAAUAAUGGUGUUUACUUUUCACUGUACAGGAUGUUGUGAGGCCUGUGAUCUAAAUGCUGGAUAUGCCCCUGAACAUGAAUGAGUCAAAGAACAAGCAGGUGGCGUCAGUGUGCGUGCAAUGCUCUGCUGUUGCUUCUUAUUGUUUUUUUGUUUUUUUUUUGCUGCUUUUUGGUAAAAGUCUUUUGCACUGAAAACUGCAGAUGCAUUCAGUUGUACAUACUUUGUGUUGUGUAUUGUGUGUUGUUUGCCUUUAGAGUCUCGGUCCCUCACAUUAGCUAUGCCCGCUUAUCCUUUUAGAGGGUGGCGGGGGACUGGUUUUGAAGGUUCAAUAUGAUAUAUUGAUAUAUGCAGUAAAGGGCCGUAGGGUUUUCUGUCAAUUAGUAAGAACUUCGGGUAUUUUGGUUAUUUCUGAUGAUGUUCAUUUGUGCAUUUGUGCGGCUGCGUUUAAAGUUUUGAUAUAUUUUUUAAAGAAAAAUAAAACCAAUAAAUGAAUUAAGACAAUAA